AUGGCGCCCGCGGAGAGCACCCGCGCUUGGCCUUUGCCCCUGCGUCUCCUCCGGAUGCUGCAGGACUGCCCGAAGGCCCGCAGGGAAGUGGAGCUGCACUGGAGGGCGUCGCAGUGCGCCCACAUCGUCCGCAUCAUGGACGUCUAUGAGAACCUCUACCAGGGGAGGAAGUGUCUGCUCAUCGUCAUGGAGUGCUUGGAUGGCGGGGAGCUCUUCAGCCGAAUUCAAGACAGGGGAGACCAGGCCUUCACAGAACGGGAGGCUUCAGAGAUAAUGAAGAGCAUUGGGGAAGCCAUCCAGUACCUGCACUCGAUCAACAUUGCGCACCGGGACGUGAAGCCGGAAAACCUCUUGUACACCUCCAAAAGGCCCAAUGCUGUGCUAAAACUCACGGACUUUGGCUUUGCUAAAGAAACCACCACGCACAACUCCUUGGCCACUCCGUGCUACACGCCGUACUACGUGGCCCCAGAGGUGCUGGGACCGGAGAAGUACGACAAGUCCUGCGACAUGUGGUCCCUGGGCGUCAUCAUGUACAUUCUGCUGUGCGGGUACCCCCCCUUCUACUCCAACCACGGCCUGGCCAUCUCGCCUGGCAUGAAGAAGCGCAUCCGAAUGGGCCAGUACGAGUUUCCCAAUCCUGAAUGGUCCGAAGUGUCGGAGGAAGUUAAGCAGCUGAUCCGCAACCUGCUGAAGACAGACCCGACCCAGCGCAUGACCAUAACGGAGUUCAUGAACCACCCCUGGAUCAUGCAAUCCAUGCAGGUGCCCCAGACCCCGCUGCACACCAGCCGCGUGCUAAAAGAGGAGAAGGACCUGUGGGAGGACGUGAAGGAGGAGAUGACGAGCGCGCUGGCCACUAUGCGGGUGGACUACGAACAAAUCAAGAUCAAGAAAAUCGAAGAUUCCUCGAACCCUUUGCUGAUGAAGAGGCGGAAGAAAGCAAAUCCCACCGAGCCCGCCGCGCUCCCCCACUGAGGGUGCCCCACGCCCACCAGCCCUUGAGAAAGCAAUAACUAUAUAUAUAUAUUUUUUAAGAAAAAAAGACAAAAAAAGACAGACUGUUAUAUCAAGCGCAUGGAAUUCAGACAUUUAUACCAGACUAGUUAUUUUUAGCUACUCACCUGUGUUUCUGACCUUUCCGGAGCAGGCGGUAAGAUCCCCCCCGUCAGAUCCAUACGCUGCGGCCGGGGGUUUUGUCCUGUAGGUGAACGCCGCUGAUAAUCGGAUUUUUUUUUUCCUUUUGUGAAACAGUUUUGGU
This is a messenger RNA of Leptosomus discolor (cuckoo roller), 1261 nucleotides long. NCBI's taxonomy places the organism in Eukaryota, Metazoa, Chordata, Aves, Leptosomiformes, Leptosomidae. The record is from RefSeq and is a predicted model, not a curated record.